AUGGAUGAUAAUCCAAACAUUUCACCAGUUAAAUAUGCCAUAUACGGUAUUAGAAAUAUGAAAAUUGGAUUUAAUAUUCGAACCUUAUCCGAAGUGGAAGAUGCUGGUGCAACAGCUCUUCAUCUUGCUGCAGCUAAAGGUUUUACAAACGUAGCUCGUUUAUUAAUAAUGGUUGGUGCUAAUUGUGAACAUAUCGAUCAACAAGGAAGGACUCCAAUAUUUUACGCAUGUUUGGGAGGACAAGCGCAUACAUUAAGCGUUAUGGUGACAGAAUUGAAUUGCAAAAUAACGCAUACGGAUAAACUUGGACGAACUGCGUUGCAUUGUGCUGCAUUUGGUGGUUAUAUUGCAUGCAUCGAAGUGCUUAUCAUGAAAGCUGAUUUUCUCAUUCAUAAGGAAGAUUUAGAUCAAUUUACACCAAUUCAUAUAGCUUGUGAAAGAGGUAAAUAUGAUUGUGUAAAAUAUUUACUGAAAUGUGGAGCAGCUGUAAAUGCACUUGCACGCAUUGAUGAUUGUACACCGUUAAGUUGUGCACAAGCUAAUGGACAUCAACAGAUUGUCAACUAUUUGUUGCGUAAUGGUGGAUUAUUUCCAUAUCAAUUACGAAAUUUGGCCGCAUUAAUCAUUCAGAAAUGGUGGCGACAACAUUUACGAUCACGACAAUUGAAUAAUCAAAAACCAAAAAAAAGAAAAAUAAACAAAAAAGAGUCCAUUAAAAUGAUCCAAUCAAAUAUAACAAGAUUAUGGAGUGAAAUCAAAAAUUGA
Molecule: messenger RNA, 765 nt
Organism: Loa loa (African eye worm)
Lineage: Eukaryota; Metazoa; Nematoda; Chromadorea; Rhabditida; Onchocercidae
Exons: 5
Coding region: 1-765 (254 amino acids)
Biological process (GO): regulation of transcription by RNA polymerase II
Cellular component (GO): nucleus
Molecular function (GO): RNA polymerase II-specific DNA-binding transcription factor binding
Source: RefSeq, a predicted model, not a curated record